AUGCGGGAUCUUCGCAUCUGCUUCGUCGGCGACAGCUACAUCAAUGGAACAGGGGAUGAACGCUGUCUUGGAUGGACCGGCCGCCUGUGCGAGCGACGGUUUUCCUGGGACUACCGAUUGUCCUUCUAUGAUCUCGGCAUCCGCGGAGAAACGACGGCGGAGGUUCGCGCCCGCUGGAAAGCAGAAUGUGAAGCCCGCUUUCCCGAGACUGCCGACAACCGGGUCGUCGUCCAGUUCGGCAUAAACGAUAUUGGUGUUGUGACCGGGGAAGGCCGUCAGAUCGAGGAAGAUGAAACGGUGGAAGAAGCGGAAGCCUUCUUGAAGGAAGUUUCAGAUCUCUAUCCGGUCCUGUGGGUCGGUCUGCCUCCGGCAAACGAGGCUUGUUCGCCCAUGAAACCGAGUGAGGGGCUGGAGGUUUCGUUUUCGCAAGAUGCCGCCACAGCACUGAACGAACGGUUCAAGACAUGUGCCGAAAAACUGAAUGUUCCCUAUUUCGAUCUUCAGGCGCCGCUGCUGGCCAAUCGGGAUUACAUGAGCAGUCUGACCCGGGGCGACCGGAUGCACUGCGACGGAACCGGGUAUGCGAUGAUUGCCAAUCUUGUCAAUAACUGGGAGGCUUGGGACGGCUGGUUUUCCGAAUAG
This is a messenger RNA of Effrenium voratum, 642 nucleotides long. Lineage: Eukaryota; Dinophyceae; Suessiales; Symbiodiniaceae. The record is from the annotation of a GenBank genome assembly.